GUACGCCCGUGUCUAAACCGCUUGCCGAAAAAUCCCGCGAGACAAAUCGAGGCGACGCGCGCGUUCGAGAGCUCGUUCCCGCGACAUCGAUGGCGUCGAGCAGCAGCAGCAGCAGCGACGAUCUCGCCGCGAGCACCAUCGACCUCGCGCUCGAGGAGAAGAUCGCCGCCAACGCGCUCGGCGGCGGCAAUGGCGGCGCGGAGGAGGAGGCGGCGGCGUGGGAGAUCGACCUGUCGAAGCUGAGCAUCCGCUCCGUCGUGGCGCAGGGGUACCACGGCACGCUGUUCCGGGCGGACUACGGCGGCCACGACGUCGCCGUGAAGGUGCUCGACUGGAGGGAGGACGGCUACUCGACGCCGGAGCAGAUCGCCCACCUGCGCGCGUCGCUCGCCGACCUCGCCGCCGUCUGGCACUCGUUCGAGCACCCCAACGUGGCGCGCUUCUUCGGCGCGUCCAUGGGCACCACCGACCUCAACAUCCCGGCCGCCGCCUCCGCCGCCGGCGGCGGCGAGCAGCGCAACACCGGCGAGAAGCCGCCGGCGGACAGGGCGUGCUGCGUGGUGGUCGAGUUCCUCGGCGGCGGGACGCUCAAGAAGUACCUGAUCGAACACUACCGGAGCAAGCUCCCCUACGGCGAGGUCGUCCGCCUCGCGCUGUCCAUGGCGCGCGGCCUCAGCUUCCUCCACGCCAACAAUAUCGUCCACCGCGACGUCAAGACGGAGAACAUGCUCUUCCUCGGCGGCGGCGGCGGCGGCGACCUCAAGAUCGCCGACUUCGGCGUGGCCCGCGUGGAGGCGCGCGACCCGAGGGAGAUGACCGGCGCGACGGGCACGGUGGGGUACAUGGCGCCGGAGGUGCUCGUCGGGAAGCCGUACAACCGCAAGUGCGACGUGUACAGCUUCGGCAUCUGCCUGUGGGAGACGUACUGCUGCGAGAUGCCCUUCACGUUCGGGCUCAGCGUCGCGGAGGCGUCGGCGGCGGUGGCGCAGCGGGGGAUGCGGCCGCCGAUCCCGCCGUGCUGCCCGCCCGCCAUGGCGCGCGUCAUGGCGAGGUGCUGGGACGCCGACCCGGCGGCGCGGCCGGAGAUGGAGGAGGUGGUGCGGAUGCUGGAGGCGCUCGACACGAGCAAUGGCGGCGGGAUGGUGGCGCCGGGGAAGAUGAAGAAGAAGAAGAAG
This is a messenger RNA of Oryza sativa Japonica Group (Japanese rice), 1175 nucleotides long. Its product is annotated as serine/threonine-protein kinase 54-like. The record is from RefSeq and is a predicted model, not a curated record. Gene Ontology annotation, molecular function: ATP binding; protein serine/threonine kinase activity. Gene Ontology annotation, cellular component: plasma membrane. NCBI's taxonomy places the organism in Eukaryota, Viridiplantae, Streptophyta, Magnoliopsida, Poales, Poaceae. Gene Ontology annotation, biological process: protein phosphorylation.